GCAUCAACAACGACAACAUUGCAGACGGCACUACAAUGGCGUCGUACACUUCUGUCAAGGCGUUGUACGCCGAGCUGCCCGCGUACCAGCCGCUCGUCCCAACCACCGCGCUCCCAGCCAUUGCCUUCCUCUUCCUCACCUUGGCCUUCCUCCUCACCUUCUUCCUCACGACCCUCAAAACCACCUCCAUCCCCGUGACAGAGGUCGGCACGGCGCUCGCAGCCGCCUUCCUCGCUGGUGGAGGCGUCGUCGCCCUCUUCUGCACCGUCGGCGUGUACGUUUAGACAUUGUUAGAGACCCAUUGUAUCAGAUGAUUGCAUAGUCA
This is a messenger RNA of Vanrija pseudolonga, 325 nucleotides long. RefSeq lists its product as uncharacterized. NCBI's taxonomy places the organism in Eukaryota, Fungi, Basidiomycota, Tremellomycetes, Trichosporonales, Trichosporonaceae. The transcript is spliced from 3 exons. The record is from RefSeq and is a predicted model, not a curated record. The coding region runs from base 36 to 284 and encodes 82 amino acids. Gene Ontology annotation, biological process: protein N-linked glycosylation.